AUGUCGAAAUACUCAGUUCAAAGCACUAAAGUGAUUCCAUCUGCCGCUUGGCCGUGCCCCCCUCCGAUCGGCGUUUUCAUUCGCGACAAUGCCGGCGCGACAUGGCACGACUGGCUGAACCUGCUGGAUGCUCUGGAAGCUGAUCUCGAAGAAAUGGAUUUCGGGGAUGAGAAUUGGAAAAAAACACAGAUCAAACUCAAGAAUGCACGUACGUUGUACGAUGUCUUCCAAGCGGAACUCGAGAAGAACGAAAAGUGCAUUGAGAAGAUGUUGUCGGCACAUGGCAGUAUGGCCAAUGCCCAAGACAAAGGCUUCCAGGUGCAGCAAGACUUGUUCGGAAACCUGUUGGGAAAAAGGAGUGCUGAUGUCUUGGAUAGCGGCCGCGGUGGGAGGAGUUUGCGCCAGGUGCGCCAACGAGCGAUGGGUUCACCGUCUCCUUUUUUCAGUCCCGGAGAUGAGGAAACGGUGGAAGGAGAUGAUGAGGAAGAGGUGGAAGAAGAUGAUGGUGAAAGUCCCAUUCCGAUGCCAUUGCUAGUGGACAUACCGUCUAACUAUGAACUGGUGCCACCUGCCAGCUGCGUUCUCGCAGACGGUUUCGACAUUGCCAAGGUCUUUUUCAAAUAUCAACGGCAUGCGCUGGCCUUGGCGAGGCAGCACAAGCUGCAGCUGGAGACCAACGUGCAGGAGAUCCUUGCGCUGUCGCACACGCUGCUUAUCAAACCAGAGCAGCAUACCCCGGAGAUGCUGUGCCACUUUGAAGAAGAACGCCUCGACCACAUCCACGCGAUCGGGCUAGAGACAGUGGAUUAUCAGUCCCGUCCUCUCUCGCAAGACCUCGAAGCCUUGAUGCGAAACGUCUCCAAGCGGGCUCGAGCAUCAGGGAAAUUUGACCGAGCUCUGCAGACUGAACUCCUGACAAACAUCAUGGACAAAGAGCCAGAGUCGACGGACGCAUUGAUCCUGUAUUUGUGGCUGGACAUCAUGAGAAAGUUUCCCGCUAAGCCGACAAACUUGGAACGAGAAUCGGAGGGAGAUCUGGUAACCUCCUACCUGGCUCUUGUGAUCAAUCCCUUCGUCACAUCCGGCAAGCAAACGCGCGCGGUUUGGCCCAACACCGCAUCCACCGUUGCGCACAAGCAGAAGACAGUGGGACGUGCACGUCAGCCAGACUUCAAACUGGCCUAUGUGCAUCAACGCCAGGAAGUGGCUGAAUGUGGCUACGGAGAGGUGAAACCGGAUUUGAAGGUAGCUGAUACCUUUGCGUGCAACCUGGAUCUCGUACGGAUUGCAAGGCUCGGUAAAGCGUGUCUGGAUGACAUCGUGAAGAAGGGGGUGAAUGGGCCAGUCAUUCCACUCUUUCAAGUAACAGGGCAUAAGAUGUGUAUGUAUUCCUUCUCACUGUUCGCGGAUGGCAUCUAUCUGAUGCUGGAGACGGGAUGCGUGUCUCUGCCGAUGGCAGUUAGUGAGCUGCUGCCGUUUGUCGACGACCUUGAGCAUUUAUUGGGAUUCCGGGAACUCUGCUCCAAUAUCACCAAUUGCCUGUCCGGGAAGAGGGUGGCAAACGAUGACCAAAAUAAGCUGCCGAAGUACCUCCGGAAGACUCUGACGACGCCGCAGUUUGAGCAGGUUGUCGAUAAGACCAAAUCCCGUAAGAGAAAGUCCACUAUUCGGCAUAAUUAG
Molecule: messenger RNA, 1680 nt
Organism: Paraglomus occultum
Lineage: Eukaryota; Fungi; Glomeromycota; Glomeromycetes; Paraglomerales; Paraglomeraceae
Source: the annotation of a GenBank genome assembly